This is a messenger RNA of Mesocestoides corti, 2547 nucleotides long. Lineage: Eukaryota; Metazoa; Platyhelminthes; Cestoda; Cyclophyllidea; Mesocestoididae. The record is from the annotation of a GenBank genome assembly.
AUGCGCAAACGCAUCAGAGCCUCAAAAAAUGAGCUUGGGAACAAUAAAGUUCCUUCCCUGUCGAAAAAGUAUUGCGCCUCAAAAUAUCACUACCUUCUCCUCACCCUCCUCACCUUCCUCGUCUACAGCAAUAGCCUUACGUGCAAUUUCGUUUUUGAUGAUGCCUCCGCAAUCGUAGACAAUCAAGACCUCCGACCACACAUUACCUCGGCGUGGUCGCUUUUCCGUAAUGACUUUUGGGGUACUCCAAUGGCUCACGACUCGAGUCACAAGUCCUAUCGCCCGCUGACCGUUCUCUCCUACCGCUGGAAUUACGCAUUUUCUGGCCUGAACCCAUGGAGCUAUCACUUUGUCAACCUCCUCUUACACGCCGUCGUUGUUCUCCUUUUUUACGAAUUUUGUCGGAAUUUUUUGGACUCGUGUGGAGCUCUCGCUGCCGCCCUCAUUUUUGCUGUCCACCCCGUUCAUGUGGAAGCUGUCACUGGCGUGGUGGGCCGCGCCGAGAUUCUCUCAGCGAUGUUUUUCCUGUCAUCGCUUCAACUUUAUCUGAAACUUGUUUCGCAAAAAAGUCAAACCAUACUGUCAGAAAUCUGCCACAUUUUAUGUGUGUCUGUCCUCGUUAUCGUUGGCACUCUCUGCAAGGAGCAGUGUAUCACUGUGGUCGCUGUCUGUCUAGCCUACGAUUUUGUCUUUCACUUUAUCUACACCUUUUACAUUAGAAACGAGAAGCACUCCAAAACAAGGUCCUGGAAGCGACUGGUUCUUCGUGGCGUCGUGCUCGCCAUGGCAGCUUCGCUCUUCCUUUUCGUUCGGGUCCAAGUUAUGGGAUCCCAGUUGCCGCAUUUCACACCAUUUGACAAUCCCGCAGCCCACGCUGCCCCCCUUGCUCGACGACUGACGCACCUCCAUCUUCUCUUCGUGAACACCGCUCUGCUCUUCUACCCCUCGGGUCUGUGCGCUGAUUGGACAAUGGGCAGUAUUCCCCUCAUCGUCUCAUUUGCCGAUCCUCGUAACGCCCUCACCCUUCUCACCUUGGUUGGCGUUCUUACCGUCGCCCUUCGCUGUGCGUGGUCUCGCACGCCACCCCAAACGGCACUCACCUUGUCUAUGGGCCUUGCCUUGCUUGUCUUCCCGUUCAUUCCGGCGUCGAAUUUGUUCUUCUACGUGGGCUUUGUGGUUGCAGAACGCGUUCUCUACGUCCCGAGUCUGGGGUUCUGUCUCAUCAUGGGCUUCGGAUUUCAGCGCCUCGUCAACAAAUCAGCGUCUUCACGCACCCUCUCCGUCUCCUUGCUUCUGCUUGUCUGCUCAGUUUUGGGUCUGAAAACAUUUCACCGGAACUACGAUUGGAAAGAUGAAUAUUCUCUGUUCACGUCGGCGUUGAAAGUGAAUCAGAACAACGCGAAACUCUGGAACAAUGUUGGCCAUGCCCUGGAGGCCAAAUCGAUGCACGGCGAGGCGCUGGAGUUCUUUAAACAGGCAGUGAGGGUUCAACCUAACGACAUGGGCGCUAGAAUCAACGUCGGCCGUACUCUUGUUCAACUUGGACGCAACAAGGAAGCCGAGGAAGUCUACUAUCAGGCGCUUGAAUUUUUCCCCAAGCCCAAGAGAGGAGUGGUGUAUCACACACGAGUAUCCCCAAAGGACUUAAGCAUCUUCAUCAACUUGGCCAACUUGCUCGCCAAAGACGAUGAUCGUUUGGGCGAGGCUGAUGCGCUCCUGCGGCGAGCUAUUUCGCUUCGAGAGGACAACGUGGACGCCUACCAGACUCGGGGCAGCAUUCUCGUGAGACAGCAAAGGUUUGCAGAAGCCGAGGAGAUGUAUCGGAAAGCCCUCAGGUUUAAGUACAAAAGUGCUGUUCUGCAUUACAACCUUGGUGUGGUGCUUCUAGAAGUUAAUCGCACAGAAGAGGCUUACGCUAGCUUCCGGGAGGCCCUCCGUUUUGAUCCGGAUCAUGAACAAACAAAGUUUGCCCUCGCUUCGUCUUACUCGGAGAGUGCUGAUCCAAUCCAGCGAAAUACUGCCAAAAUGUACUUUGAAGAACUUGCAGCUCGCAAUUUUGAACCCGUACGUGUGCAUUUCGCCUUGGCAAUCAUCUACACCGAUAUCGGAGAGUACGGUACCGCGGCUGGACAUUAUCAGGAGGUUUUGAAGAUCGACCCCUCGCAUCGGAGUUCGUUAUUUAACCUGGCCCUAAUGUAUCACAAUGAGCUCAAUGAUUCCCUCUCCGGAGUUCCCUUGUUAAAUCGAUUGAUUGAGCACCACCCCGACCACUUCAAGUCCUACAUGCUUCUAGGAGACAUGGAGUUAUCCGUCAGAAAUGAUCCCGACGCGGCCAUAAAGUGCUUUGAAAAGGCGAGCAGUCUCGCUCCCAAUGAUCUUCAGGCGCGGCACAACCUCUGCGUUGCAAUCGCGGAAUCUGGGGAUUUGGAAGCAGGCGAGAAGUGCCUUCUGGAAGCCGCCGCUUACGCUGAUAAAAAGAACCCCAAAGAUGCAUACGUUUUUCGGCAUUUAGCCAUCUUGCAGGCAAAGCUACGAGACCAGCACUAA